CGCAAGGUCAUCCAUAGACUCGUUAAAAAGAAAAAGAUGACCAUGAUCGUCGGGAUUAGUAGUAGUGGUAGUAGUAGUAGCCAUAGUAGCAAUAAUCGUAGUCGAAGUGGUGGUAAUGGUGGCGACUACAACAACCAAAAAAAGAUGCCGCACAAGAUUUAUCACCAAGGCACAUUGCUACGACUAUUGGCAGCAACAUCCACUGACCGUGGUAAUGGCAAGAAGGCGAUAGUGACACCGCAUUUACUCGAGCAGUACCAACACGAUAUACGGAAAUUCAAAUUGGAAAAGAGGGUGAUCAAGCUGACAAACCAGAUGAUAUUCCUGCAGUUUGUGUAUCCUUUUCACGACAUCCUCAACUGGCUGACAUAUCCGAUCAUGCUCCUGUUACAAAUCAUCAUCUUGUAUUUUCUGUGGUGGUGGCCAAAGAGCGAGAACUACAAUACCCCUAUGAAGGCGCAAACCAUGUUUUCAGUUUGGAUCUUUGCCAUCAAUGUCAUCCUUGUGAUCGCUGCGCCGUCUGUACGCGAUGAAGAAGAAGGAGAAGACGACGAGGAUGAAGAUGAAGAUGAUCUAAAUAAGCACCACAGUUCUCCCCACCACUAACAUCACGCAUGAAUGGCGUACAUAUUUCCACGCAUGUACGUAUUGUACAUAUCAAACAUUGUUUUUCGCAUUUUAUCACGUUCUUUUGAUUAAAUUUUAC
Messenger RNA from Zychaea mexicana, 706 nucleotides. RefSeq lists its product as uncharacterized. The record is from RefSeq and is a predicted model, not a curated record. The transcript has a single exon. Bases 37 to 606 code for a protein of 189 amino acids. NCBI's taxonomy places the organism in Eukaryota, Fungi, Mucoromycota, Mucoromycetes, Mucorales, Lichtheimiaceae.